AUGAGCAAGGCGGAGCGCGCGGCGCUGCACGCCGCCCAGCCGCACCGGAAGACGCUGUUGCCGUCGCACGCGCUGCUGACGGAGACACUGCUGCCGCUGUGGGAGACGGCGCGGCGGCUCGAGAUGCCGAAGGAGGAGCGUGUCGCGGCGAUUGCCGCGCUGUGGGCCGCGGUGCAGGGCCAUGUUCUCGAAAUCUCGCGCGGACACAAGGGCGGCCGCAUCCUCCAAACAAUCGUCAAGUAUGGCGGCAAAGACGAGCGCCUCGGCGUCGCGAUGGAGCUGCAGCCGAAAUGGCGCGAGAUGAUGGAGUCCAAGUACUCCAAGUUCUUGAUGGGCAAGCUUAUCCGGUACUGCCCGUCGAUCCGGCCGUUGCUCGUGCCCGUGAUCGCCAAGGACCUCGGCAGCCUGCUGGCGCACGCGGACGCGGUGCAGCCCAUCUCGGACUUUUACGACUUGUACGCGAGUGCGCGCGAGCGGCGUGGCCUCGUGCGCGGCUUCUAUCCGCGCGAAGUCGCGCUCUUCGACGGCGGCAAAGAGGGGGACACGGCGGGGCUGGAGGCCGCGCUGGCGGACACGAGCGAGGCGAGCCGCCUGCGCGUGCUGGAGGGCGUGGAGCGAGUCGUGCUCGAAAUCUUCAAUGCGACACAGAAAACUGCACUCGCCCAGUCCAUCUUCCACCGCCUCGUCUUCGAGUACAUCACGUGUCUCUACCGCUUCCUCUCGCCCGAGGACGCAAGCGCGAAAAUGCACGAGCUGCUCGACGCCGCCGCCGAGUCGCUCCCCGAGAUCGUGCAUACCAAGGACGGGAGUGCGGCCGUACGCCAGCUCCUGGUCCGCGGGACGGCCAAGGACCGGAAGGGCAUUCUCCAGCAUCUGCGGAAACAUGUCGAGGCGAUCGCGCGCGACGCCGACGCGCAGCUCGUGCUCUUCACGGCGUUCGACGUGGUCGACGACACGAAGCUGAUGGGCAAAGCGUUCGUCGCCGACCUCGUCGCGCUCGCGCCCGCGCUUGCGGCCGACAAGGUCGGCCGCCGCGCCGUCCUCUACCUCCUCGUUCCGGGGGCGAGUCGGCACUUCCUGCCUUCGACGCUAUCGAGCCUCGCGGCGUCGGCGGCGACCGCAGCCGCAGGCACGAGCAAGAAGGAUGCGGCGGUGCGGCGGCGCGAAAUCGCCACCGCUGCGAGCCCAGGCCUCCUCGCCCUCGUCGCGGAGCACCCCGAGCUCGUGCGCGACCCCGGCGCGGGCUUGCUUGUAACGGACAUCCUCCUCUCGGCCGUGGGGGACAAGAGCGCGGCGAUCGCCGCGCUCACGCAGCCCCUCGCGCAGCCGUGGGACGAGGAGCACGUCCUCGCCCUCCCCCACGCGACGCGCACGUACAAGACGCUCCUGGGCGGCGGGCACUUUUCGCAGGCCGCCAAGGCGAUCGAGGUCGUGGAUCCUGCGUUGGGGCGCGCGUUCGGCACGGCCAUGUGGCGCGCGCUCGUUGAUGCCGAGGGCGGCGAGAAUGUGCGCGACGUCGCGGCCGGCGCGCCGUUCGUCGUCGUCGAGCUGCUUGCUGCGCUCGACGGCAGCGAGGUCUGGCCCGAGGUGUGUGAGGUUAUGCGCUCGGAGGACGUGCGUGCUGCUGUCGAGGCGAGCGAGAUGAAGGGCGCGAACGUGCUCGCGGAGCGCAUCAAAGCUCUAUAG
Cutaneotrichosporon oleaginosum is the source of this 1686-nucleotide messenger RNA. RefSeq lists its product as uncharacterized. The record is from RefSeq and is a predicted model, not a curated record. Gene Ontology annotation, molecular function: mRNA binding. Gene Ontology annotation, biological process: regulation of translation. Gene Ontology annotation, cellular component: nucleolus. NCBI's taxonomy places the organism in Eukaryota, Fungi, Basidiomycota, Tremellomycetes, Trichosporonales, Trichosporonaceae.